This is a messenger RNA of Megachile rotundata (alfalfa leafcutting bee), 1852 nucleotides long. RefSeq names its product FAST kinase domain-containing protein 4. The record is from RefSeq and is a predicted model, not a curated record. Lineage: Eukaryota; Metazoa; Arthropoda; Insecta; Hymenoptera; Megachilidae. Gene Ontology annotation, biological process: regulation of mitochondrial mRNA stability.
UUUAUAAAAACAAAAAUUCUGUCUAUGAUGAAGUUCUUUGAUCAAUGGUUAAAAUUAUAGAGAACUAGAACAUAACCUUAAAAUGAUAUUUUUAACGGUUUUCGUAUAUUAAAGCCGACGGUGAAAUUUCUAUGCUACUGAGUUAAUAAAUUAAGUCAGGUCAAAUUUGAUUUGCAUUUGUAUUUUAUUAAUAUAAAAAAUCAUAUGAAACUUACACCAUAAUAAAAAUGUUGCAAUUUAAUACAAUAGUUUGUACUGCAUCUGCAAAAUUUACUUCUCGAUUAUGGUGGAAAUUAAGUAUGCCAUUGACAACAAAUGCAGCAGCAGUUUCUGAUACUGCUAAUAAGUUACAGCAAGUAAGAAAAAACAUAAAAAAAGAGACUCCUAAACCACAUACAAAUUUUGACUUAUUGAAGAAAGAAGUAUGUAAUUUUCUACAUAUGAAAUCUAUAGAUACAGUUAAUGUAACAAAGGCUACAAAUAUAGAAGAAAUUAUGGAAAUGACAGAGACAUCAUUAUUGUCUCCAGAAGAUAAUGCAACGAUUAAAAAAAUCAUUGAUACGUGGGUAGCAAAUAAUAAUAAAGUUCAACAAAUUGUUAAUAAAAGUGAGAAGCCUACAAAUGAACAAUCUAUAGAUACUAGUGACAUGGUUUUUGAUUUAGAUCACAAGUAUGGUUCUGUUUCCACAUCUGGACUAAUCAGGGAAGUAUCAAUGUUGACACAAAACAACAAUAGAAAUGUACCAGUUAUAAGAUACAUAUUUAACAAUAUUCUUAAAUACAAUAAUAUGUUAAGCCCAGGGCAAUGUGCAAGUUUAAUGUAUUGUAUGGGCAAAUUGAAUUUUUCAGACGAGAGAUUACUUAACAAAAUUUGUAUUGAUUUGGAGCAUAAGUUUUCCAAUUCUAAGUCAUAUUCUUCAAAACUGAUAUCUAUAGUAAACUCUAUGGCACAUAUCAGAUAUAAAAAUAAAAACUUUUUGGAAAGAAUGUGCGACGUAAUUAUACGUCCUGACUAUGCAAUUAGCUAUGCACAACUAAUAAAACUCUUACUGUCAUUAGCAAUAUUAGGCCAUGAAUCAAAGGGAGUAGACAACAUAAUAGAAAAAUUUCUGCCAGCUAUAACUACCUUAGGAAAUACUUUCGAUUAUUUAAACUUGGUAUGGUCGUUAACUGUACUUAAUAAAGCAAACAAUGAGUGCAUUAGCAGACUAUUUGAUGAUGAUUUUAUUACAAAACUUACUUCUGCAAAAAAUUGCUUUGAUACACACAUAUUAAAAUUAUUGAAUAUCGAUGCAUAUGCAAAAUAUAUAUUGAAAGAUUAUUCAGGACCACUUUUAAAUGGUACUGUGGAGCCUAUAACAAAAAAGUAUACAACUCAAAAGAAAUUAUACCUUGAGAUGCUUGAAGAUACAUUGAAAAACGUACUUCCAUCUCCAUCUUAUUUCCGAAUGAAUAUAAAUACGAAUAUGGGCUUUCUUUUAGGUGCAGAAUUAUAUUUAGACUCUAAUAGUAGACCUGUUUGUGUAAAUGCUGUUAAAGAUGAUUGCAGGAAGAUAGGUAUAAUGAUGUAUGAUUUUUAUGAAUUGAGUUUAGGAUCUUUAGAACCACUUGGAUUAGUUAAUCUUUAUACGCGUUUAUUACAAGCCUGUCAAUAUGAAGUUAUAAAUAUUUCAUACAAUCAUUUCGGUGUAGAAGAUAAGCCGGAAAAACGUGCAAUGUACUUGAGAAGUCGGCUAUGGAAUAAAUAUAAUAAUGACUCAUUUUAUAAAAAUGCUGUAAAAUAAUAGCCAUUGAAAAAGUACAUUUUUAUUACAUGUAAUAUUUCGUAAAUACAAAUGCGUACAAAAUGUUA